UCCAAUAAUGCCAAUAAUCUGUGCAAUGCCAUUCUUUGGCUCUCUAUUCUCUACCACCAAGCCUGAUCGCAUCCGAAAGAGCAUUGGCCCUAUUUCAUCAGUCCUCAAACGACAGCAGCCAUACAGCUCUCCUGCCAGACCUUUAUCUCAACCAAAGGUCAAUCCAGAGUCUGGAAAACCCGAAGUAGUGACCGAGAGUGCAAUCCUCAGCAACUUCCCUCGGCCAAACCUGAUGCCAACUCUCCAUUUCUCUCUCUUUGGACUCCAAAACUCACCUCCCUCUGAAGAUACUUUUCGAGCAAAAAAGUGUACCAACUGUGCUGGCCCUCACUCCACUGACUUUUGCCCCUGUUAAUCAUAAAUAACCCCCUCCUAUAUUUAUCACUCUCUAUCUAUUCCUUUAUCUCCCUCCUUAUCCAUAUAUAUCAACCUACUUACGCCUGUAACAUACUCUCGACAUGAACGAAUUCUCAUUGAAUUGUCUUUAUUGUUUCCUCUCAAACCCUCUUUCCCCUCGGUAGAUUAACUAUUUCAUAGAUGUUUUAAUCCUUCUUUUUCGCUUCUUUAUCUCGCUCUUCUUUUAUUUCAUUUGUCUACCUUUCUACAUACAAAUUUAGCUUCAUUCUCAUUAUUAUUCUGCAAAAUAAACAACCUUCAUGUCUGUGUCAUGUU
Phycomyces blakesleeanus NRRL 1555(-) is the source of this 672-nucleotide messenger RNA. RefSeq lists its product as hypothetical. The record is from RefSeq and is a predicted model, not a curated record. NCBI's taxonomy places the organism in Eukaryota, Fungi, Mucoromycota, Mucoromycetes, Mucorales, Phycomycetaceae. The coding region runs from base 8 to 355 and encodes 115 amino acids. The transcript has a single exon.